AUGUUUCGCGAAUGGUGUCUUCAGAACCGUCGUUGGUGCUUGCCGUUCAACGUGAUCAUGGUCGAGAUUACGUUUGGUGGAUCCAACGGACCCAUAUGUCAUGGUGCUGGGCUUAGUACCACUACGCUCUCCGAUCUCGUCGCGGAGUUUCACUAUAUCGAUCCUCACGGAAAUAAGAAGUCAAUCUCUGAUCCCGACCAACUCAGGGCCGCCAGUGGUUGCUUUGGGCUACUAGGCAUAUGUACUGCAAUCACCCUUCGGCUUGACGCGAUGUCAAUGGCGGUGAUGAACCCGGUGAAGGUGCCUUUAGUCUUGGCAAUUCCACCGCCUAUUGGUUACAAAAUUCCGGAUGUAAUCGAUAUGAGCGGGGUCACACCUGAGGAUCUGGAAAAGGCUCGUCAGGAAUUUGUCAGGAGAUGCGAAGAGGACUAUUAUCUCGAAUGGUUUUGGUAUCCCCUUACCAAGGAUGUCUGGGUCAAUACUUGGAAGACCUAUCCAAGUCCAUUCGACGCGUUGAUUCAAUGGGGACAAGGCUGGCUUACUGAGCAAAUUGUCAACACGGACAUAUUUAGAUCGCUCAGCGGACGCGUUCAGGCUCUACUAAUGGGCCAGGUUACACUUGGGGCGAUGCCGCAUAUACCCGAUCCAAAGAAGGCUAUCCGCACCCUUACAAGUGAGGCAUUGCAUUUUAGACGAGGAAUUCAGAACAUGCGUUGUCUUGACUCAGAAUGGGAAAUCCCGAUCCCAGAGGCACCAAAUAAUCCAGGAAAGCGAGACCACAGCUCCGUUCAGCGUGCCUGGUGGGAUGCGAUCAGCGUCGUCUAUUCGCGGGACGAUGGUCCAAUGCGCCUGGCUCUCGAAAUGCGGCUUACAGGCGGCUCUAACAUGAUUCUCGCCCCGCAGAGAGGGAACAAUUUUGGGACAACUUCAAUUGAAGUUCUAACGAUACCUAACACUCCGAGAGACCAGUGGCAAUCAUUUUUGCAGCAGGUAGCGGACGCGUGGACAGGAUACACAGACUCCAACGGCACACAUCUGAACUCUCGGCCGCAUUGGGCCAAGGAGUGGGCGGGAUUGACCGUACGUGGCCAAUCUAUUGAACAAUAUCUAAAGGAAGUGGCAUACAAGGAUGCAAUACCUGAGUUUCGAGCUAUGCUUGAGAAGAUCGCAACUGCACAAGGAACAACAGUCGUGGAGAUGCGAGAUAGGUUCGGGAACCCGUUGUUAGAAAGACUAAUAUUUUAA
Molecule: messenger RNA, 1245 nt
Organism: Rhizoctonia solani
Lineage: Eukaryota; Fungi; Basidiomycota; Agaricomycetes; Cantharellales; Ceratobasidiaceae
Product: cholesterol oxidase
Exons: 5
Coding region: 1-1245 (414 amino acids)
Cellular component (GO): mitochondrion
Molecular function (GO): D-arabinono-1,4-lactone oxidase activity
Source: RefSeq, a predicted model, not a curated record